AUGUCACUGCCAGGCCCUUCGCACUCGCUGCCGCCGUCCACCUCGGCCGCCUCGCCCUUCCUCCUCGUCGAGCCGGCCCAGGAAGACUUUAGCUGGUCGGCCGACUCGUCGCCGUGCAAGCCAGUCGUCGACGACGACGACGCCGAGCGCCAAUCCUCGACCAAGGUCGACACCGCCAGCGCAGCCACGCUCGGCGACGACCAUCUGCCCCCUCGCCCAGAGGUGCAGGAUGAAAUCCUAGGCGCUCGCCCAAUCGGCCGUCGCUCGACCUCAUCCCUCUCCUCUGCUGCGUCCGGCUCGCGAGCGGGCGAGAAGCACGCCCAGGUCGGCGUCGACCUCCCCACGAUCGACCAGCAGGACGCCGCACCGGACCGCCACCAGGCCAUCUACCUGCCGGACGAGGAUGUCCAGCUGCAGCUCUCCUUCUACCGCCGCAGCAUCCUCCGCCUCGUCGUCUGGUACGCCCUCUGCUUCCUCACCGCCGGCAUCUGGUACAUCGCCGACAGCUGGGCCAACAACAAGUGGUGGAUCCGCUGGAACUGUACGCCCAUCAGCCUCCGCCACCUCGACUCUCGCCGCCAUGUCCUCGUCCGCAUCAAGUCCAAGCACGGAGACGUCGACAUCCUCCCGCUCAGGCGCAUCGGCUUCGCCCACCCCGUCGAUGCCGGCGAGGUCUUUCCCUCGAGCCUUCCGGUGCCCUUUGAGAGCGCCAGCGAUGCGGCCACCCGCGAGUUCACCCUGGCCGCCCAGGACCACGGGCUCACUCCGGACGCCAGCUCCGCAGCGACCCUGACCCACGUCGACGUCCUCGAGUACCGCGCCUCGACCUUUCUCCUGCACCCGAGCACCGGCAACUUCCGCCAGCUCUCGUCCUGGCGCGACCCCUGCUGGACGACUACGGAAACGGCAAUGCGGGGUCUGCAGUCCGAUGUCCUCGCCAGCCGCAAGACGCUCUUCGGGCUCAACCAGAUCUUUGUCCCGGGCAAGAGCGUCUGGGCCGUCAUGUUUGAGGAGGUGCUGCACCCGCUCUACGUCUUCCAGGUCUACAGCAUCAUCCUCUGGGCCAACGACGAAUACGUCCCCUACGCCAUCGUCAUCGGCGUCAUCUCCAUCAUCGGCAUCGGCGCCACCACCAUCACCACCAAGCACGCCAUCAACCGGCUGCAGAGGAUGAGCCGCUUCAGCUGCAACGUCGAGGUCUACCGGGCCUCGCACGGCGAAAAGGCGGGCGGCGCCUGGUCCAGGAUGAACAGCGAGGAGCUCGUGCCCGGCGAUGUCGUCGACAUCUGCGCCACCAACGGCGGCGACGACGACAGCGCCCUGCUGAGCGUGCUGCCAUGCGAUCUGGUGCUGCUCGAGGGCGACUGCAUCGUCAACGAGUCGAUGCUGACGGGCGAGUCGGUGCCCGUGGUCAAGGCACCCAUCCCCAACAGCAAGAUGGAAACCAUCCUCGCCGCCGGCGGCGACCUGGGCAAGAUCGACAAGCACCUCAUCUACUCGGGCACCAGGAUCGUGCGGGCCCGCCCUCCGUCCAGGGAGGACAGGGCGCAGGCCACCGCAGGCGACGGCAGCGCCGAGGUGCGACGGGCUCGUGCGCUCGUCGUCCGCACCGCCUUUUCGACCGCCAAGGGCUCGCUGGUGCGCCAGAUGCUCUUCCCGCGCCCCAUCAGCUUCAAAUUCUACCGCGACGGGUUCAUCUUCAUCGGCUUCCUCUUCGCCAUGGCCCUGAUCGGCAUGGUCUCGACGUGCAUCUACUUCAGCAUCAUCGGCGUCGAGUCCGAGGAGAUCGCCCUGCGAGCCCUCGACGUCCUUACCAUCGCGUGCCCGCCCGCGCUCCCGGCGACGCUGAGCAUCUGCAUCACGUUUGCCAUCUCGCGACUGCGUCGCGGACAGAUCUUCUGCCUCAGCCCGCAGAGGAUCAACGUGGCGGGCAAGGUCAACAUGCUCGUCUUUGACAAGACCGGCACGCUGACCGAGGAGGGCCUCGACGUGCUCGGCGUGCGCACCGUCGCUGCGGGCGGCCACUUCAGCGAGCUCACGCAAACGGCGCAGGAUCUGCCCGGCGAAACGUCGCUCAGCUUGGACGAAGCCAUGGCCACCGCGCACGACCUCAAUCUGCUGGACGGCAAGGCGCUCGGCGAACCGCUCGAGGUCAAGAUGCUCGAGUGGACCGGCCGACAGCUCGAAGACGACGCCGACCGUGCGCCCGUGCAGCUCAAGCGCGAGGGCGCCAGCGACAGCGCACCUGGCGAGCCCUCGCAGAGGCCGCGCAACGCCGACGGCCAGCUCGCGCGCGUCCCCGUCAUUCUACCGCUCGCCGGCUCGUCGCACAAGAGGCUCGCCGUGAUCCGCACCUUUGCCUUUAGCCCGGAGUUGCGCCGGAUGAGCGUCAUCGUCAAGCGCGAGGGCGAGGGCGAGGUCGGCGCGCAGAUCUACUGCAAGGGCGCACCGGAGGCCAUCUUUGGCCUGUGCGAGACCGACAGCCUCCCGACCGACUACGAUGCCGUGCUGGAUCACUACACGCGCGCCGGCUACCGCGUCCUGGCCGUCGCCGGCAGGGUCGUCGAGGGCAUGAGCUGGGCCGGCGCCCAGACCCUGCCCCGGUCGGCCGCCGAGUCGCGCAUGCGCUUCCUCGGUCUGAUCGUGUUCGAGAACAAGCUCAAGCCCGGCACGGCGCCGGCGAUUGCCACCCUGCGCGACGACGCCCGCCUGCCGAUCAAGGUCUGCACCGGCGACUCGGUGCUCACGGCCGUCUCGGUGGCCAAGGAGUGCGGCAUCCUCGAUACCGCCGCGCGCGUCUACGCCCCCCGCCUCUGCUGGACCAACACCGCGUCAGCCGGAAAGAAGGGCGACGCCGGCGCCGAAACGGUCAAGGCCAGCUUGGCGCACGUCGAGUGGGUCGACCUCGACGACGAGGACCGGAAGCUCGACAGCUACACCCUCGACCCGCUCGACGGCACCGCCAAGCUCGGGGACGUCGAGCUGGCCGUCUCUGGCGAGAUCCUGCGCACGCUGGUUGACGGCUGCGCCAAAGAGACGCUCGAGAGGAUGCUGGUGCAGGCCAAGGUGUUUGCGCGCUGCUCGCCCGAGCAGAAGCAGGACCUCGUCGAGCGGCUGCAGAACCUCGGCUACACGGUGGGCUUCACGGGCGACGGCGCCAACGACUGCGGCGCGCUCAAGGCCGCCGAUGUCGGCCUGAGCCUGAGCGAGGCCGAGGCGAGCGUGGCGGCGCCCUUCACCUCGCGCAAGGAGGACAUUUCGUGCGUGCAGCAGCUGCUGCGCGAGGGCCGCUCGACGCUGACGGUGUCGUUUGCCAUGUUCAAGUGGAUGGCGUGCUACUCGCUGUGCGAGUACAUGACCGUGCUCCUCCUCUACGGCCAGGCGACGUCGCUCGACAAUGCCGAGUACCUCUUCAUCGACGUCUUCAUGGUGCUCCCCAUCGCCAUCGGCAUGGCCAACAGCCUGCCGUCCAAGAAGCUGCACUGCAAGGCGCCCGCCGCGCGCCUGGCCAGCAUCCGGCCCAUCAUCAGCACCAUGGGCCAGGUCGUGCUCAUCUUUGUCGCCCAGACCGUCGUCUACGUCGUGCUGCACCGGCAGAGCUGGUACGUGCCGCCGGAGCUGGACCCCAACAACCUCCAGCUCAACGACAUGGACAACACGGCCCUCUUCCGCGCCUCGGUGUUUGGCUACGUCAUCGCCGGCAUCGCCUACUCGGCGGGCCCACCGCACCGCCAGCACCUCUACCUCAACUGGAUUCUCUUCCCCGCCCUCUUUAUCCUCGGCGUCUUUUGCUUCUACUUCCUCUUCCUCACCUCGGGCCCCUUUUUCACCCUCUUCGGCUUCGUCGACACUCCCUCGAGCUUCAGCUGGAUCAUCUUUGGCGUCGUCGUCGCCCAGUUUGUCGUCGCCAUGCUCUUCGAGGCCUACGGCGUCCAGCUCGUCGCCACCUACGUCGCCGAGCCGCUCAAGAGGCUCGUCACCCGGAGAAAGACGGGGCCACGCGAAAAGGAUUACCGCCGCAUCCUGCGCGCCAUCGAGCAUGGCCGGUGA
Molecule: messenger RNA, 4050 nt
Organism: Pseudozyma flocculosa PF-1
Lineage: Eukaryota; Fungi; Basidiomycota; Ustilaginomycetes; Ustilaginales; Ustilaginaceae
Exons: 1
Coding region: 1-4050 (1349 amino acids)
Biological process (GO): intracellular calcium ion homeostasis
Cellular component (GO): membrane
Molecular function (GO): ATP hydrolysis activity; P-type transmembrane transporter activity; ATP binding
Source: RefSeq, a predicted model, not a curated record